This is a messenger RNA of Chara braunii, 3867 nucleotides long. NCBI's taxonomy places the organism in Eukaryota, Viridiplantae, Streptophyta, Charophyceae, Charales, Characeae. The record is from the annotation of a GenBank genome assembly.
UCCCGUUGCUUAUCACCAGCAGGAAGCAUACACACAAGUUCAAAUUUCAAACUUUAAAGAAACAAUAGAGAAAGAGAUAAUGCACAACUUUUGUAACCAAAGGAGUUCAAAAAAAGCUACUUUUUUCUUGCACAUUCUUCUAGUUUAUUUUUUUCUUUAAUUACAGUUCCAUGUGAACAGUUCGUCUUCUCAUGGAAAUCUCCAAAUUCCACCAUCUGUUUGCCUGUGCUGUGAGUGCAGAUUUGCAACAGUGGGAGUUGUACAUUGAGCAGUGGCAACAACCCAUUCUUCAAGACACCACACUCCCUGAGUGGUAUCGGAUCACUCUGUUCAACGAGUUAUAUUAUUUGGUUGCAGGUGGAAGCAUAUGGAUAGAUGGACCUGUUCUCCCGGAAGAGAGUGAAUGUGAGGAAUCUGAGGAACCGUGGCUUACUGGGAAGGAAGUUGAUGAUGCGGGUUAUCAAGGAAUGACAAUGCGCAAUCUUACUUCCCAAUCGAGGUCGCCAUCUUCAUCAUCACCGACCAGCAGAUGCGAGGAGACGUCAAAAAGAUCUCUUGGGGGGAAGACAGCAUCUCGACUUUCUGAUAGCGGGCAAAGUCUGCUACCCAAUGGGAUGCCGAUCUAUGAUCACGUCAAUUGUGUUGGAGGUGAGAAUGGAGUAGCAAGAGGGUCCGUUGCUCGGAACAGCAAUUCAGAGCUUGCGAGUGACAGAGCUGGAAAUGAUCCGUGCAUGGGGGAGGCGAACAGGAUUGUUGCCGAUAGGAAUGUGUCCAGGUGCUUGGAACUCUCCGAGAUGGAGACUGAAAAGAAGCGCGGUGAGAGAACUCAGGAUGACAAGACGGAGGCCGAGGAGGAGUCAAUUGGGCGGUUCCUGUAUCUGGAGGGCAUAGAAUAUCUCAUGUGGAAUACAGUAGACACGAGGGGUGGUACUACUACCAAGCCUUAUACCCAGGAGCAGGAGGAGGAAAUGGCGAGGAUCUUGGUCGAGCGAAGGGCCAAGCAAGAGAAGAAAGAGCUCCUCAAGCAAGCGAAGCUGAAGGCUAUAGCAGAGGAGCAAGAGGCGAAGAAGAAGAAGAUAGAAGAGGAGAUGAUGAGGUUGCAGAAGGAGAAGAUGCCGAGGUUGCAAGAGGAGGAGGAAGAGAAAAGAAAGGCUGUUGAAGAAGAAGCGGCAACAGAGGAAGAGGUAGAAGAAGAACCCUCGAGAGAAGGCGCAGGGAAAAAAGAGGGGAUACGAGUGGCACCAAGGGAGAAGACGCCUGGAUGGAGAAGAAGAUCAGCAAAACGCCAGACAACGGAGGAUGAGAAGAAGUCGGAGUGGAAAUUACGAAUGAUGAGGGAGAAGAAGAGGAGGAGAGAGGAGACCAAUCGGGUGGCGAGAGAAGUAGAGAAAGUCCGAGCUUGCAGACAGGAGGUGCAGACACAAGCAGAGGUCACCGCAAAGUUAGAUAAGAUUAUGGGGUACCUUGAGGUCCUGAGCGAGGCCUGGCUAGAGGAGCAUCAGGCCAAUAAGGGUCAAGAUGUGACCCUUCAUGCCAUCCGAUCUGGGAUUAGAGAGUUCGUGCACGACGUGGUGACCCACGUCAGGACCGAGGUCAGGAAAUUAAAGGAAGGCGCAAACAAGUUUUGCACCGGCGCCAUUGGGGGCGCCAAAGUAGUGCCCACAGCAGAGACGGCAGCGCGUUCCCGCAAAGAGCCCGUGAAGCUAAAGUUCCCUGAUGCCUAUAGUGGGAAGAAGGACGAUAACUUUGACAACUGGGAAGCCAGUGUCAAUACCUAUGUGUAUUUGCAGCAUAUCGCCCCCGAGGAGCAGGUCCUCGUCGCCUUCCAUGCAUUAAAGGAUGAAGCGGCAAGCUUCGCCAGGUCCCUAGCGCGCGCCGCCGAUUGCGAGCACAACAUGAUUGCGUAUUUGCGGCUCACCCCUCUCUCCACGUUCCUUAGACUCCUGCGUGAGAGGUUUGCUGACGUCACGAGAGGCGUCAGGGUUUCUGAUAAACUCCAAACCAUCCACUCGCGACAGUGGAAGAGUGCGCGAGCACUCAAAGCUGUCAUGGAUGACUUGGUAGCCGUCCCGGACCAUGGUGUCACUGAGACCCAGUUGGUCCAGUUGUUUUAUCGUGCCAUGCCAGAGCCCUUGCGAGGGCAUUUCUUUGACAAGACCCAACAGCCCAACAUUACGUAUGAUGAGUUGAGUAGGGAGGUGGUCUUGUAUGAGGCGAAGUCCAUGCCAGUUACCACUUUUUGGCACAAGGACUUGGACAAGGGCAAAAAGUGGAAGGGUCGUACCAUCUCUGGCCAAGUUAGGGCCAAGGAUCAUCGGAUCCUCACCUUAGAUGAAGGUGGUACAGACGAGGUCCCCUACAGCCAGAUUGAGUGGGGCCUCGAGGAGGAGGACAGUAGCUUAAGUCAGGGGGGGUCCUUUGCAGCUGUUGUGGCUGGAGGGAGGCCGCAAGGGCCAAAGGGGCCAGGCCAUGGGAGGCGGAGGAUCGGGCGCACAGGGGGUUGGCGGUCAAGGGAACCGCCAAGUGGGAGGUUGUUCAAGAAAGAGGCAAUCUGGCAAUGGGAUGAAGACUGUACGUCUGCGCUAAAGAAGUUAAAGCGCGCAUUAAUAAAGUACCCUGUCCUCAAAGUACCAGAUUCGUCUUUGCCAUUUGUCGUCACCACGGACGCGAGUCGUUAUGGGAUAGGCGCCGUGUUACAGCAGGACGAAGGCAAUGGCUACAGACCCGUAGAGUUCAUGUCCGCGAGGAUGCCCUCAGAGAAGGUCGCUACCUCAACGUACGAUGUUCACUUCUACGCGUCGUUUGCAUUAAUAUACUUGUUUCCAAAAUUAGAACUGAGUUUACAACGAGACAUGGCCAGAGCCAUUCUUGAGGAGGUUUCCGACGAGGUCAUGUUCUUAGCGGGCGGCGAACUAGGAAUGCGGAAGGUGGCAGGAUGCGUGCCUCACGACAUGGGAAUCUCCAAUCCAUGGAUCAGGCUGAACGCCUACAAUAUUCAUGAUACCAGCCGUUGGAAGGACCUUAAUUCCAAGUUCGUCUUGCAGGUCUACAGAGAUUAUGUUGUGACCGGGGACAUGGGGCCAGCACAAGGACCCAGUGCCUAUUGUGGCGGACUGUGGAUAGCCGCUCUUCAAGCUGCUGCAGCUCUUUCGGAAGCUGUCGGCGAUAAGGAGAUGUCGGAACGAUACGCGUCCAUCUUUCUAAAGGGGCGGGAGGCCUAUGUGGAGAAGCUGUGGAAUGGAAGGUACUUCAACUAUGACAGCAGCCAAGGAAAUGGGAAGACAUGCAUUCAAGCAGACCAAAUGGCUGGUCAAUGGUACACUUGGGCGUGUGGAUUGCGCCCAUUAUUUGAAGGGAACAAGGCACAGAGAGCACUGGAGACAGUUUUCAACAACAAUGUCAUGAAUUUUUGCAAUGGAAGAAUCGGUGCUGUCAAUGGAAUGUACCCAAAUGGCAAGGUCGAUUCUGGAAGCAUGCAAUCAAGGGAGGUGUGGACAGGUGUCACUUACGGAGUGGCUGCGGCGAUGAUUUAUGAGGGACUGGCAAAGGAAGCUUUUAUUACUGCAGAGGGCAUUUUCCGAGCAGGCUGGUGCGAGUAUGGGUAUUGGUUCCAGACUCCAGAGGCGUGGACAUUGGAUGGUCGCUUCCGGUCACUGACGUACAUGAGACCUCUGGCGAUCUGGGCCAUGCAGUUUGCGCUCAACCCGCCAGAGCGGACAGCAAGAGCGAUUGCAAAUCUCCGCAACGGUUUUGCAGCAGCCAUUGCAGAUUAAGAUGCUGCGAAAAUGCCGAAAAGCUCAUGAGCAGAUGCAUCAGAAGAUGGCUCAUCGGAGGCUACAACGCCACAAAACGAAUGCUCCCGGAACG